Pantherophis guttatus is the source of this 3051-nucleotide messenger RNA. RefSeq names its product delta like non-canonical Notch ligand 1 (gene DLK1). Lineage: Eukaryota; Metazoa; Chordata; Lepidosauria; Squamata; Colubridae. Gene Ontology annotation, molecular function: calcium ion binding; Notch binding. The record is from RefSeq and is a predicted model, not a curated record. Gene Ontology annotation, cellular component: plasma membrane. Gene Ontology annotation, biological process: Notch signaling pathway; negative regulation of Notch signaling pathway.
GGUAUUAUAUACCUCCCUCCCCAUUCUCCGCCUCUUUGCUAUUCCUACGCCUAUGCCUGGGUUUGUUUGGUUUUUUUUUUUUUUCUCCCAUGCAAAUUCCCGGCAAAGGGGCAGCGCGAACGUGAGAAUGCCUUGGCCCCUUUCCUUGGUCAGGAGAGAAGAGCUUCGCCCCAGAUUAGGUGGGGCUUGGAUUUCUCGCGGCGAGAACCAUCUCUCCUCCUCCUCCUCCUCCUCCUGCUGCUGCGGCAGAAAGUUCCCCUCCUUUUCCUUCCUGGAAGGGGGGGGAAAAGGAAAAUAAAUGACCAAACAUACAAAUAUAUAUAUAUAUAUAAAUCUCCUUGAAAUCUGGCCUCUAGGCGAAGGCAAGCGGGACGCUUCUUGGGUGGAGGGAAUACGCCCCUCCCGCGUGCAGGGGCGGCGGGCUCGGUCUUCUUUUCCCUCGUAGGCAUUCGAAGGAGGGCAUGAGCCCCUUCGCCGGGCGCGUUAGGCGAUGGAUUCCCGCACCGCCAAAUCCCUGGGCUGCUUUUUCUGGCCGCUGCUCGUCUGCCUGCCGCUGGCCCAAGGAGCUGAUUGCAAACCUGGUUGUCAUCCAGUGAAUGGAUUUUGUGAAGUUUCCAAUGAAUGCAGAUGCCGACCUGGUUGGCAAGGCCCUCUCUGUGAUUGGUGUGUUCCUUUCCCAGGCUGUUUGCAUGGGACAUGUGUCAAACCAGGCCAGUGCAUGUGUGAAGAAGGAUGGAUUGGUAGCCGCUGUGACACAGUUGUUCAUCCUUGUUCUUCUAAUCCUUGUUCAAAUUACUCAAAGAAUUGCAUCGAGACUGGAAAUGGUGGAUACACUUGCUUGUGCGCUCACGGCUAUAUGGGAAAAAACUGUCAUAUGAAAAAGGGACCCUGUAUUGUUAAUGGCUCGCCUUGUCAAAAUGGAGGAAGUUGUUUGGACGAUGACGGGUUUGCACCUUACGCGUCUUGUGUGUGCUCUCCAGGAUUUACUGGACAGUUUUGUGAGCUUGAUAUUGAUGACUGUGAACCAAACCCGUGUGAAAACAGAGGCACGUGCACAGAUAUUGGCAAGAGCUUCCACUGCUCUUGUCCAAUUGGCUAUGGAGGCGUGUUGUGCAGCAACCGCAUCCCAGCUUGUGAUAGUAGCCCUUGUGAAAAUGGUGGGACAUGUCAUGGACACCGUGGCAGAGGCUUCAUGUGUAUUUGCAAACCAUACUUUGCUGGGCCCACCUGUAGUUUUUCCAUUAGAAACACAAGUGUGAAUGUGAUGGCUAAACAAAGACAGAAUCAGAAUCACCACCUGCAUUUGAGAGGGCACCUUAAACCAGCUCAGCUGCAAGAGAAGAAAAUACUGACCAUAAAAGAGACAAUUGAAAACAGGCAGUCCUUGCUCACUAAGAGUCAGGUGAUCUGCUUCAUGGUCCUAAGCUUUCUUACAUGUCUUGUUGUUUUGGGUACAACUGGAAUUAUAUUUUUCUCUAAAUUUGAAGUAUGGCUAGCCAAUGCCAGAUACAGCCAUUUACUGCGCAAGGAGAGGGAUUGCUUUCUAAAAGCAAAUGAUGAUGAAAAUGUUUCUGUGAAUAUAAUAUUUCCUGAGAAGAUUAACCAGAGUAACGAGUAGUCUGUGUAUCUAAAUCCUUUUAUUUAGCAAGGACACCUCAAGUUCUAUACGUGUCAGGGUCAUAGAUCCAUUUUUAUUUUUACCUGUGACAAAAAUUCUGGCUUUGGACCAGUUGACAAAAAAGAGAGGUGCUCUGCUUUUGCCAGAGAAAUACUCGUUUCCCAAACAUGUUUUCUAGUUAAAUUCUUUUGUGAACCAGGAUUGCAUAAACUUUUGGGGACUGAAGGUUACAUUUAGCCCUUGAGUAAAAGCUAGGAAUGCAAAACAGAAGAGUCUGGCCUACUUUAAAAAAAUAAUGUAAGUUUUAGUUUAUUUAGUUAAUUAACUAUAAUGUAAUUACUCCUCAUGCAUUUAAUAUCAUUUCCAUUCUCUAACAUUUUAAAUUCAGCAGCAACUUUUUUAGGGGCUUUGAAGAUCACACCAGGGCUUGUUUGAGGGAAGGGAUAUUAUGUGCCAAUGUUUACAGACCUAUGACACUUAAUUUAGGUUGUAAUCCUACAUUAUAUACCUGGAAAUAAGUUCCAAUAUACUUUGUGGAGUUUGCUUCUGAACAGGCACAUACACCAUUGAAUUAUUGUUAUUGUAAAUAAAAAGUCAAUACAAUAUUCUUAAUUAAGAUAGCUAUUGUCAUAUUAUGUGCUAUGUUUGGCAACUGUGAUAUUUCUAAAUGAAUUUCUAAUGCUUAUUUUGAAUAAAUAGUUAUUAAGGGCUACACAAAUCAAACUGUAGGAGUAAUUGUUUUCUUUUGAUAAUGUUAAUUUAUAUAUUUUCCUCAAUUUGGGCCAAAUAUUUUCCAGUUGAAACAGUGAGAAAAUAAUGUCCAUAUCAUCAGACACAUGGCUAGAAGCAUUUGGUAGAUCAGAGCAAAGUUUUACAACCCUGGCAAUUCUAAAAUGGAUAGAUUUCAACUCCCAGAAUUUCCCAGCCAGCCUUGUUGGCUGAGAAAUUCUGGGAGUUGAAGUUCGCAUGUCUUGAAAGUUGACAAGAUUGAGAAAUAUUGGAUCAGCACAUCAGUGUCUGCAAUUCAACAUUCUAUAUUGAUCUCAGUGGUCAACCAGUAGCCAACCUCAGGUUAAUUAGAUGCUGAAUUCAAAGCUGAUAUCUCUUCCAUUAUUGUUCCCUGGCAGCUGGUUAAUCAGUAGCAUACUACUCUCCAAAUAAAAAGAUGCAAUGACCAGUAAUGAAAAGACUACGUAUAUAUGGUACUUUUAAAGUUAUCCCACUAUAUCCCCUGCAAUAAACCAUGGCCUAGUGAUUAGUGCAUGAGAUUGGGUCUGCGCUCAACUAUAUAUCUGAUCGGGUGAUUCUAGGCCAUAGCUAUCUUGCCAUCCAAGGUAUCUCACAAAGUUGAUACUGAGGUAAAAAAGAAGUUAAUCCCAAUGUACUUAAGGUCUGAAGUAAAGUGGGACAAAAUAAAGAAAAACUAAGCUAAA